Molecule: messenger RNA, 7131 nt
Organism: Microtus oregoni (creeping vole)
Lineage: Eukaryota; Metazoa; Chordata; Mammalia; Rodentia; Cricetidae
Gene: Efnb2
Product: ephrin B2
Exons: 5
Coding region: 624-1634 (336 amino acids)
Biological process (GO): ephrin receptor signaling pathway; axon guidance; blood vessel morphogenesis
Cellular component (GO): plasma membrane
Molecular function (GO): ephrin receptor binding
Source: RefSeq, a predicted model, not a curated record
GGACGGCGGUGCCGGUCUGAUCGCGGAGCUGCGCGCAUAGCGGGUCCCGGCGCCCUCCCCGCACACAAAGGCCCGCGCGCGUCCGGCGCCCGCGGGGGUCCCAGUGCCCUCCUGCCUGCUUGGCGGGCCUCGACCUGCGAGGAUUCAGGAGGUUCCCUCUCUCUCCUCUCCUCUCUCUGCGCUCCGGAAUAUGGAACCGCGCCGACGCGGCGCCCAUUUGCCCGGGCCGCUGCCCACUGCCCUGGAUCUAUAGUCAAGCGGCCCCUCUCAGGGAGCAGCACCCGCCACCCCACGCCGACUCGCCUCUCCGCUGCGGGCCUUUGUCCCAGCCCAGCGCCCCCGCCGCGCCCGCUCUCCGCGGCUGGCCCGGCACCCUGGAGCCGCACGGGAGCCGGCCGUCCCAGCUGCGUCCGGCGCGGCGCCCCGGAGCCCCGAGUCCGCCGAGCCGCCGCGCCCCGUGCGUUCGACCCCACCCCGCGCGCUGAGGGCCGCGCAGGGCAAGCGCACCUGGCCUCGGCGACCGCUGGAGCGGCGCGGCGCGUCCGCUCCGGAGGAUUGGGGGUCGCGGCCCGUGGCCGGUCCCAUCGCGACCCGGAGUGCGCAGAACUGGGAGCUGCUUGGCCAUGGCCAUGGCCCGGUCCAGGAGGGACUCGGUGUGGAAGUACUGUUGGGGACUUUUGAUGGUUUUAUGCAGAACUGCGAUCUCCAGAUCGAUAGUUUUAGAGCCUAUCUACUGGAAUUCCUCGAACUCCAAAUUUCUACCCGGACAAGGCCUGGUACUAUACCCACAGAUAGGAGACAAAUUGGAUAUUAUUUGCCCCAAAGUGGACUCUAAAACUGUUGGCCAAUAUGAAUAUUAUAAAGUUUAUAUGGUUGAUAAAGACCAAGCAGACAAAUGCACUAUUAAGAAGGAGAAUACCCCCCUGCUCAACUGUGCCAGACCAGACCAAGAUGUGAAAUUCACCAUCAAGUUUCAAGAAUUCAGCCCUAACCUCUGGGGUCUAGAAUUUCAGAAGAACAAAGAUUACUACAUUAUAUCUACAUCAAAUGGGUCUUUGGAGGGCCUGGAUAACCAGGAGGGAGGGGUGUGCCAGACAAGAGCCAUGAAGAUCCUCAUGAAGGUUGGACAAGAUGCAAGCUCUGCUGGAUCAACCAGGAGAAACGAUCCAACAAGACGUCCAGAGCUAGAAGCUGGUACCAACGGGAGAAGUUCAACCACAAGUCCCUUUGUGAAACCAAACCCAGGUUCCAGCACUGACGGCAACAGUGCGGGGCAUUCCGGGAACAAUCUCCUGGGUUCCGAAGUGGCCUUAUUCGCAGGGAUCGCAUCAGGGUGCAUCAUCUUCAUCGUCAUCAUCAUCACCUUGGUAGUACUGCUGCUCAAGUACCGCAGGAGGCACCGCAAACACUCUCCGCAGCACACGACCACGCUGUCACUCAGCACACUGGCCACACCCAAGCGAGGUGGCAACAAUAACGGCUCGGAACCCAGUGACGUUAUCAUACCGCUAAGGACUGCAGACAGCGUCUUCUGCCCGCACUACGAGAAGGUCAGCGGGGACUAUGGGCACCCAGUGUACAUUGUGCAGGAGAUGCCCCCACAGAGUCCUGCCAACAUUUACUACAAGGUCUGAGGCUUGGGACCUGCGCCUCCCAAGGGAACUCGCGCCUUGUUGUGGGCGCAGGGACUGCCUGAGCCUGGCUGUGGGGGCGGGGUGCCUCCUGGAAGAGCCUGGAGCUGGACAGUUUUGUAGUCUGUAGCUUUUCGGCCUUGGGGAACCACAGACCCUCCCCGGAAGCUGGAAGACUGCUAGGAGAUUCCCACUUGGACUGCCGCGUUCCCUCGCGGACCUCCAAGCCAUGCACCCAGCCUCUCAGGCAUCUGCAGAGCCCGGGGAGGACACGGUAGGCUAUGGAAGGUGCAGCAGCAUCUUAGGAGAAGGCCGUGCACCAGGCCGGCCCCUGCCUCCAUGUUUCCUGCCGUGCACGCUGGACUUGUCACUCGGACCUCGGGCUCAGUAAGGUUUUCAAAAAGAUCUCUAGCGUUUAGUCCUUACUCACUCCUUCUGUUGCCAGGGCUCUGACACCUCCCCAGACCCCUCACCACAUUCUGCAUCAUUAAGGGACCCUCACCGCAGAGUCCCGGCUCCACCCUUUACACCAAGAUCAAAUUAGAUGGGUAUUAGGUACAGAGUCCUGCUUUCCUGGAGUCUGGGUCCGCCGGGAAGCCUGGGAGGUGUGGAGACGAGGGAAGGGUGCCGGUUUCCACCGGCUUCCAGCCACUGCAGGUCAAGGCUGCUGCCCCUGGAGCAUAGUGGGGAAGCCAGAAGGAAAUGAUAGAUGGUGCUUUGGUUUUACCGAAAGAGGCAGGUGGAAGACCACAGACUGUGGUAAGUGGUGCCCAACUCACCGUCACACGGCUAGGCAGCAGGGAAUCAAAAAAUCCCUCUUCCACUGUGGAACAGAGGGGUCAUUUGUUGUGAUAGGACCAGCCAGAGCACAGAGGGAGAGGAGAGGCCUCUGGCGAAGUCCUGGGGCAGGACUGUUGAGGUACUGGCAAUAAAAAAAUAAAAUAAAGCGCAGCCCUGGAGCUGCGGGAGAGUCCGUCUGCUUUGGGAGAUCGUCUAAGCAGACUCAGCUGCUAUAUUACCCCAUUUUAUUAAACACAGGGAAAGCAUUUAGGAGAUUAGCAGAGAGCCAAAUCUGACCUACAAGUUGAAAAGCCAAAGGUCAAACAGGCUGUAAGUCCAUCACCACUGAGGUUAUUGGGGAAUUCUCAUUAGGAAAGGUAGGUCAGAUCCCCCCUCCCCAGCCCCCAUAAGUGCCCCUCCCCCUCCCCGAUUGAGCCUUACACUUUGGUUUUUGGGUUAUGGCCAGCCGUGCUGUCCGGGCUGUGAGGCUGUACCCGGGCUCCGUUGUCAAAGCAAAGCACACAUGGCCCAUGUCUAAGAGUCCUUAAGAUGGAAGUAAGUUAUGAUGUCGAGGGGAAGGAGGGAGAUAGGACAUAUUUAUAUUAGGUGUAUAGAACACAAGGGAUAUAAAAUGAAAGAUUUUUUACUAAUAUAUAUUUUAAGAUUACACACAAUACACACCAGGAGAUGUGGGAUUUCGUUAGCCGUGGCGAUUAAAGCGAUCCCAGCCCUUAGUGCUUUACAGAGUUAAUGAUUGGAUAGCUACUUCUGAGAGAAGCUGUGUCGCCCCAAAAAGUUAUCAGUAACGAGAACAGAAGACGAAAAUAACAAAGUCCCGCAGACAUCUCACGGAACUGUAGACGAGGAAUGCCAGCCCCCAAACGCCAGGAAAUCGGUGCACUGUGCCCUAUGUUAGACAAAGGGACUGGCCUUCACUGUCUGUGUUGGGUUUUCCCUUGCCCUAUGGGCUGAAGUGUUCUCUGGAAUCCAGCAGGUCACACUGAGGGAGUUACAGUUGAAAGUUUAGCUGUGGGUCCCUCUUCUCCUGUUCCUAUCCCUGCCCUUCCAGAAGAAUAAACAGGAAGCAGGAAGCCUACUUUUUUUUUUAUGUGCUAUGCAAAAUAGACAUCUUUAACAGAGUCCUGUUACUAUGGUAACAUUUUGCUUUCUGAAUUGGGAGGAGAAAAAAAAAUUGUAACGACAGCAUUUGAAGGUUCUCAGACCUCCAGUGAGUACCUGUAACAAUGAGUUGUCACAGAAAUCAUUCCCUGCUUCCCAAACCUGAAAAUUAUGUUGGUUCAAUGUAUGUGUAUGUGUGAGUGGGUGUGUGGUACACGUGUGUACAUAUAUGUAUAAUAUAUAUCUCCAGUAUAUAUUAUAUAUAUCUAUAUCAUAUUUCUGUGGAAGGUUGCCAUGGUGAUCAGCCACAGUACAUAUGUAAUUCUUUCCGUCACCCCAGCCUCUCCUGUGCAUUCACGCAAGAUUUUCUGGUAAGCCAUCAAAAGUCGUAGGAACGGGGAAGGAGAGGGAUGAGGAGGGGAGACAUGGGAAGCCGUCUGAUUUUAAUGAAAUCAAAUGUCUGUGUCAUCAGUUGGCUACAUUUUUUGGUCCUAUGCUAAACUGUGAAAAAUCAGAUGAAUUGAUGAAGAGUGACCCCGUGCGUCUGUUUCGUGUCUGGUGCAGAAGAUGACAAUCUACCAACUGUCCCCUUAUUUGGAGUUGGUUCAGCUUUGGAAAAGUUACUGUAAAUGCCUUGCUUGUAUUCCCAUCCCGGUCACCUGACUUGGGAGCUUGCACCAUCCUGUGUAAGAAGAUGCUGUAAAUAGGUAGACCAGAUCUUACCGUCUAUGGAUUCGGGGUGUUACAGUAGCCUUACUCACCUUUUUAAUAAAAAUACACAUGAAAACAAGACAGAAAUGGCUUUUCUUACCCAGAUUGUGUACAUAGAGCAAUGUUGGUUUUUUAUAAAGUCUAAGCGAGAUGUUUUGUAUAAAAUCUGAAUUUUUGCAAUGUAUUUAGCUACAGCUUGUUUAACGGCAGUGUCAUUCCCCCUUUGCACUGUAAUGAGGAAAAAAAUGGUAUAAAAGGUUGCCAAAUUGCUGCAUAUUUGUGCCGUAAUUAUGUACCAUGAAUAUUUAUUUAAUUUCGUUGUCCAAUUUGUAAGUAACACAGUAUUAUGCUUGAGUUAUAAAUAUUUUUUUCUUUGUUUUAUUUUCCUAGCCUGUCAUAGGUUCCAAACCUGCUUUUACUUCCACAUGACAGUUAGCCCCAGAAGACGAGAUCCGAGCAGUCACAUUCCACGUCUCUUUCAAACUGAAUUUGUUCUUAAAAAAAUAAAAUAUUUUUUUCCUAUGGAAAAAGCGCCUUCACAGUAUUUUCUUUUCCUUUUUAUUAUUUUUCUUUUCUUUUCAUUUUCUUUCUUUUUCAGUUUUCUUUGAUUUUCUCCCUUUUAUGCCCACUUCUCAAGACAAGUCAUGCAUGUAUUACAAAUAAAGUUUGGUUAAAGCCCUGACAGCCCACGCAGGAAAAGCCUGCCCUUGCACCUGUGUUCCACAGUGGGAAUGGUCAGCCAGGCAGUGAACCCUCGAAGAAAGGAGGAAAUAAUGUAUUCUGCUGCUUAAUCGCAGACGGAUUACAUGUCUGUGUCGGCUGAGCACUUUGGUAGGGUGACCCCACGAUAAAGGCAGAUGUCAAAUGUUCUUCAUAAAGUUAUACCUUGAGGAAAGUGUGUUAUAAAAUUGCAUUAAGGCAAGCCAGAGACCAGUGAUGAGAUUAAAAAUUCAAGACUGGGGAGAUGCUUCAGUCAGCCUGCCGUGCAAACAUGAGAUCUGGUGGCCUGAACCGUAGCACCCCCAACGUCAAAGCUGAGUGUGUUGACCGUAGCCCCUCCUGCCCCACCCCCCAAACCCAGAGAAAGACUAUGCAAUAGUCUCAUGGAAUACGUGAGCCUUGGGUCCAGGGAGAGACUCUGUCUCAUAAAAUAAAGGUGGAUAGUCGUCCAGGGAUGACAGCUGAUGUCAUAGAACAGGGACACGUGCACAGAGAACAUAGGCACACAGCUACACUUAUAAGUAUACAUAUAAAACGCAUUUUUUAAAAAAUGAAACACAUCUCUAAUGUGCUCCUUCAACUACCCUGAGGUUUGGGAGUAUUUUCCUGGCUUAUUGUGGACUUUGGGGUCUUGAUGUUUGCACUGCCUGGAACCUUUGUAAGCAGUGAGAGUCUAGCCCACAGGGGGUUAACACUAUUGCUAAAAUCAGUUGCCAUCCACCUUAGCCCAAGGAGUGAUAGAGCGUAGGUAAGGGGGGUGUGAAGGCCCUCUCUCCUGAGGCCAGUGAACAGGACAGGAGUUCCAAGACCUGACUUCUGUGCUCAAGAUCACAGCCCCAGCAGGUGGGAAAAGUCCAGAGUUGUGGAUGUGAAAAUGUGCAAGCCCCCUCCACACACACACACAUGUGCACACGCGCACAAGACACAGGGAUGGAAACUCUGUGGAGAUCUGUGGAGCUUCAGGCUAGACCCCCCGCACUGGCAGGAGGGAAUGUUUGCUGAGCAAAUGCUUUACACAGCUACAGACUCACAGAAGGUCCUCCGAGGCACAGUCUUAGUCGAUUCUUGAGUUUUAUCUCCAGCGUUUUUUCCUCUGACUCCUGAGUUUCACUGACAAGUUUCAUGACACCACUCAGGGCCAAGUCACUAAGCUGGCCCCUCAGUCCUGCCUACAAGAGUGGUUUGACUUCAGGUGGGCAAACGGUAGCAAUGAGAGGUGCCUCUUUUCCAACUCCGUGGACUCUGGCUUGCGUGCUCAAGUAAAGUCCCCACAGACAUGAUAGCGUCACUUCCCACUUUUCCUUUGGGGACCAUUCUCCACAUUGAGUUAGCGAGGGUCAGUGAAGAAAGAACUGAGAUGUGCCAGUGUGGUUUUCCAUUGGGGAGAAGACUUGCACUGACAGAAGCAUCUUGCAGAGAGAUGUAAGGAGGUGUUCUUGUCUAAAAGAUUACCUUGCUAAGGAAAAUCCCAACUCCUUCAGCCACCUCCCAGCCUGCAGCUGCUUUCAGAGUGGCUCUCACCAUUGUCCUCUCUCUCUCUUUUUCUCUCUCUCUCUCAACCUGAGAGUAUCUCAUUCAUACACUGGUAGAGGUUUGCAGUGGGACAGGGAAAGAUUUCUGAAAGAAUGCUACCCACUUAGGAAGUGCUUAGCCUGCCCUGUCAGACUCGAGCCAGCUGAGCAAGGAGGAAGCGAUUGAAAAUCAACAACAACAAUAAUAAAAUAGCAAAAUUCAGAAUGGUCACUUCAACUAUGCGUAAAGACCAACAACUGCCUUCCUCUUUGCUUGGGUUCAGUCUUCAGGUGGCUCACAAGAGAACCUCCCCAUGGACAGGUCACCUGAGAACUGCAGCCGGCUUUGGAAAUGCUCAACCACUGAGCCACAUCAGCCCGCAGCAUAUUCUUCGGCCCACUUGUUGGGGGAUAGUGCUUUACGCCCAGGCCUCGAAGCCUGGUGGUGGGCUCACUUCCACCACCUCCCAUGGCCCACCUCCCGUUGCCUUCUCUACAGACUUGACCCUAAUUUGCUGUUUCUUCUCAUGGAUGGUAUGAACCUAAUUCGCUGUGUUUUGUCUCCUGGAUGGUAUCGGAAACAUACUCUUUACUUCCUUUGUAAGUUAGACCUCUGGGUCACCAGUCUGUCACAGAAAACUAUGUCACUGAAAAGUUAG